Plodia interpunctella (Indianmeal moth) is the source of this 7206-nucleotide messenger RNA. RefSeq lists its product as uncharacterized. NCBI's taxonomy places the organism in Eukaryota, Metazoa, Arthropoda, Insecta, Lepidoptera, Pyralidae. Gene Ontology annotation, cellular component: cilium. The record is from RefSeq and is a predicted model, not a curated record. The transcript is spliced from 21 exons. The coding region runs from base 244 to 3681 and encodes 1145 amino acids.
UUCGUCCUACACUUACACAAUCGACAAUCAGUUAUCUAAAGACUAUUAAUAAAAAUUAUUUUUUUAAUUAUGUAAUUCGUCUAGUUCUAAUAGUCCUCUUUUUUUUCUUUCAAAAUGCUGAGAUGUGCAAACAGGAGCAUCAAAGAAAAUAAUAAUUUUAUUGUGUUGUUUUAAUUUUCAAAAAUGGAAGUUAAUUUAUUUUUUAACUUAAAAAUACACAGAUAGUGAUGAGAUUUUCGGAAAAUGCCAAAACGUAUUCCGUUUCACGUCGUUUACGCAACAAGUGAAGACAGCUCGUACCCAGCAUGUGAGCUGAACUCCCAGGGGCCGGCGGCGCGCGGCUGGCGCAGCGUCGGGCCUCCGCCCCACGAACUCCUGCUGCGACUGACUGCAGUCACCAACGUCCACAAACUGCAGCUGUUGGCGCAUCAUCAGCUCAUACCGGCGUGCGUAGAAGUCUUGGUGUCUGGAGGGUUAGUAUCCGAAGGGGCGGCCACACCAUGCGGAGCCACGUACACCAGCGUGGGCAGAGUGACGCUGGCCAAGCCAGCACCACAGGCCAGGACCAGGGAAUUAAGAUCAGCAGCAUUACCAGAACCAACUAUAGCCAGGUUCGUGAAGCUCAGGUUGUCAGGCCCGCAUCCACCGGCGAACGACAAUGAUCAGGUUGCGCUCAUGGCAGUGAAUGUUCUCGGCGAGGAAGUCGAAUCUGACAUACCGGCGUCCAAGACCGAACCUGCGUACUCUCCGUACGAUGACCUCGCGUUUGUCAUGUACGUGGACAAUGAGAUAGCUGACUUGGUGAGGAGCUUGGAUGAGAAGAAGAAAACUGCUGUGGCUGAGGAGCGUUUCGAAUAUGCCCGCCGUCUAAAGUCCGCUGGAUCCGCCCUAGCGGCCGCCGGUAUCCGCAUCGGGAGGUGGCGGCUAAGGAAAAGAACAGCUGCCGCGAGAGACGACUUCGAACUGGCCAGGAGAAUGCGGGACAGGAUCACUGAUGCGUUAGUUGGAGUUAAGGAGGACCCGCAACUUUGUAAACUAUUUGAGGAAGAUGGGCCGGACCCACGCAACGACUCGUCAAUGCAUCAAGAAUACGAUUUCUCCCACCACCUGUCCCCGUCCGCCGCGGCCGGCUCGCUCAGCCUCGAGCUGCCGUCCCCGGCCCCCGACCCCACCCCCGCCCCCGCCCCCGGCGACUACAACACUCACUACUACCACGAGGAAGAUGAUGCGAGAAUUGACAACUUACCCACCUCACCAGUACAAACUGUUCAAGAAGAUAUUCAACCACAUUCUAUUCAUCCUACGAAUCCUAUCCAACCUUCAUAUCCCGUCCAAGCAAUGUAUCCCGAACCUGCGCCGCCACCUGUAGAAGAGAAAGUGGAAGCUCAGAAGAAGAUAGAAGAAGUUCAAAAGAAGACGGAGGAGGAAGAACUGAGGAAAGAGACUGAUAGUCCGCGAAGAAGCAUUACGCCAAACGCAGCCAAUGGUACUUUAGUUAGGAGGAGGAAUAAGAGUGCGGGUCCCAGAUCUACAUUCGAAGCUUACGAAGAGAGGUUACUGCCAGCUUUAAGGCAUUCGCACACAAACGAGUACCUGCGCGAGGCGCGCGACCCGCAGGAGGAGAGCAGCGCCUCGCAGGGCGCGGCGCGGGCGCCGCCGCCGCACAAGCUCAAUGAGCGGGAGCGGAAACAGGCAGCACUGCCUAUUGUCAUCUUUGGAUACCCUCUGGUCGAAAAGUUCUACUCCAAGAACUAUCUAGACAAAGAAGAGGGUCUGGCUCGCCUCCGCGCGGAGCUGACGUCACCAUCCAACGGAAGCACCAAGACUUCCCCAAACAAGACCGCUCGAGCUGCCGCCAUGUUGUUACAGAGGACUCUGAGAGACAAGGUGUUCUCUGUCUACAGCCAGACCAAUGAAGUUGUCAGGGUGUUGUUCCAAGAGUUCGUGCCUGACAGGGUGUGCGCCGCAGAAGUGGGUCGAUGUUUGGAGAAGCUUCUCCCAGAGUUGCUGCGGGCGUGCGGCGACCCCGCGCCCAGGGUGCACUCCACAGCUCAGCACACUGUGCUCACUGUCGCCGAGUGCCCUAUAGUCAGGAGCCUCCACAUAAUCCCACAGCAGCUGGUGCGGCCGGUGGCGGCGUCCAUGCAUCCGCGGCUAGCGCUGUCGCGGCUUCAGAUGUUGGAACAACUUAUACUGAGCCAUGGCAUUUCCACUGACAAGAACAGCGGCCUGACGGUCCGGCGACUGGCGGAGUGCGGCGCGGCGGGCGUGCAGCACGCGGCGGGCGCAGUGCGCGCGGCGGCCGAGCGCGUGCUGCGCGUCGCGUACGCGCGCAGUCCGCGCCUCGUGCGCGCGCAGCUGCCGCCCGACGACAGCGUCACGCGCAGGAACCUCAUCUACCGACAUCUGUUCCAGCAGUUCGAUAGGAUGGACAUGCAGAAAAUGCUCAACCAAGCGCCAACCGAAGAGCAACUUCUAAACGGCGACGAGGCAGACCAAACAGAAUCGAUUGACACCGCCAGCGUCUCCCAAUCCACUCGAAGCGGCACCAGCGGCAUGACGUCAUCAUUAAUGAUGUCGUCAGUGGGCGCCACUUCUUCCUACAGCAUCAAAUCUAUGUCGUCCAGCAUUAGUGGCGUCACUUUAGCACCUUCGAGUAUAAGCAGCCAUACGACAUCAAGAACGAAGAGCAGCUUGAAGAAAUCUCCUACAAAACGCUACACGCCUAGUAGGACCAUCAAGGAUUUCUCAAAUUAUGAUAUUGGUUAUAAUAAAUUGAGGUUGGAUAGCGCUGUCAGUCCGAAGCAUUCGCCGAGGUCGAUGGUUUCUGCUUCGGAGAAGGUGCAUUUUGAAGAAAGCCAUGUUGACGAAGUAGUAUAUCGUCGUACUAACAGAAACUCUGAAAACCGCCACUCCAUGAUACAUUACGACCACGACCCGACCAAACCCCAGCUCAAAGAAAGACCGGUGACUGUGUAUGAGCCACUGCACUUGGACUACAGAGAUUCUCCUUCUUUAGGGUCACCAAAAACAUCAAAGAAUGACGUUCGUAGCAUGGAUUCUCUCCCGAUGGAUUCUCCCAGGAAUUCUGACAGUCGAAGUCUGGACUCCCCGAAAGUCAAAGCGGAAUACUUUAGGGAGAGUGUCCUGGAGUCCCCUAAACUUGUUGCGGGUUUGAGGAAUCUACACUUGGAUGAUAGUCAGAUGGAUGAGAGCGGAUAUUAUAGUCCUGGUCGUAAACAAAUGGCGACAAGCGCUGAGCACAAUUACGAAGGGUAUGAAGCUGGUGCUAUAGAUGGAAGUGAUACUACCCCAGAGCCUGUCACAAGAUGCACGUGGUGCGGCGCGCGCGUGCAGUGCGCGGCGCUGGAGGCGCACUACUGGCGGCGCUGCGUGCUGCUGGCGCGCUGUGCGCACUGCAGGCUGGCUCUGGAGGCCCGCGUGCUGCACACGCAUUUGCUUGAAGAAUGCUCAAUGAGCGAAGGGUCGUGGAAGGCGUGCAGCAGAUGCGGGGCCGCGCUGAGAAUAGACGAGAGCGACUUUCACAUCAAUUGCAUACCAUUAGGCAUGGACGAGUGGAAAUGCCCUUACUGCUUCACCAACGUGUUAGCGCGGGACCUGCCCUGGCAGCGACACCUCAUGCAGUGUCCGCGGAACCCAAGGAUCACACAGAGCUCAUAGUUAUUUAUUGAAAGCUAUGUUUCUUCGUAUGUUCUGAGAUUUAAAUCAAAAGAUGUUUUGUCUCUUUUUAUGUCAAAUAUAUGUGGAUGGAUAAACUUCAAGAAACAGGUUUAAAAUAGGGUUUAUUGUUUAAGAAUAAGAUGUUUGAUUAGAUAGUCCUGUAUACUAAUAGCACUGAUGUUUAUUUGUGAAUUCGUGGACUUGGUCGAAGCGGAGGCAGAUUAAUCGAUUAACUUCUUAAUACUAUCACUAUACUAAAUGUCGACCAUCCAAAAAUGAGCUUUAAAGCUUCCGCUGUACAAGACGAGAGCUGGCGAGCAGUCCGCUAAUUUGUUGUCAAUGUAAAGUGUACCUUCUGAGGAAGGCUUAAGGCUUAAUUUAAUGAGGUGUGGUAGAAGCCUGUUUGUUUGUACCGGAAAUAUUCUUGCACCCAUGGAUUUUGUAAGUACUUCGUAUACGGAGUACCUACUAAUUCCAUGGUUGCACCAGUCACUUUGACGUUGGCUUUCUGCGCUGAAACUUGAUUGGUGUUAAACCCACUAUAAUAAAACAGUGCGAUUAGUGGACUGUCCCGCGUUUAUCAGUGCUAUGUAUGCCUUCGAUUUUCCCUUGUAGCUAAAGAUUUCAUUCAAAAAUAAUAAUUCCCGAAAAAUAGUGACUUUCAAUAUAUAGUUAAUUGAUUUAAAAGGUCCUUUUAUCAAAAUACAUUUUAGAGGUAUACUGUAUUGAAAUAUUACAUAUAGCUUAUUCCGAAUUAGAUUCUUGACAUAUAGCAGGAGAUGUUAAACUAGUAUUAUAAUACUCGUAUUAAUUAGUGUUUUGAUCUGUUUAAAUUUCUUGCAUGCGGCAAUAGUCAUCGCCAUUGGUACUUAAAAAUAUACAGUACAUAGAAUUAAAGUACAAUCAGUGGUAUACACGACUUGACUUGCAUCUAAUGCUAGCUCCACACCGUCGCCGAACUCAGAAACGUACCGACGCGAAUGCGUGAACAUUGCGUAGUAUGAGUGCUUUUAUUUACGCAAUAAAAAAACCAACAAUGUAUACCGAAUCCGCUUUGGCAAACUGUUCGACGACAGUGUUGAGGUGGCAUAAGGAUGGCCACUUGAUGAUUUGGCAUUUUGCUUAGGUGGGCUGGCUCACAAUGCAAAAACAAAAAGAUCAUUUGCCAUUUCUCUACAAAAAGUUGUGUGACGAUGCGCGGGGCUGAGGUAGACGAGUGGGAUGAGCGGCUUUGCCAUGGCCCUACGCCCUUUCUGAACUCCACCCAAGCCCCGCCCCUUUACGUUACUUUUCAUUGUAGCUGUACAUGUUGAUAAAGUAACCGUGUAAUAUAUAUUGGCGAUGACUGUCAUUAGACAUUGGUCAAUUUUAAUCAGAGUUUUAAAAGCACAGCUUUGUGUCCAUUUCUGCCGUCCAAAAAAUGGAUCCGUCUUAGACAAUGCUCACUGUAUUUAUUUUAACGUUAAUUUAAACAGGUAUUAUAUUGAUUUUAAUCUUGUCUUUAAGACGGUCUUGUUCUGAUUGUACUGACAACAUAAUUAGUGAAAUGGCGUUGCACACCAACUGGGUAACGCGUGCGUUUUUUUGUUUGGAACUGUAAUGCACGCGUAGUCGCACCCACGAUUCCAUACAAAAUAAAUUUAGUGUGCACACGGCCUUUAGAUUAUUUUAAAUUGAAAGUUUUUUUUUAUAUUUUAAGAUUAACAUUUUAUCAAAUUUUAUGAGUUUCGGUAUUGGCAAGGAGGAAAGUAAUGUCGUAAUGUAGAAAAAUUGCAUGAUAUAUUAAAAGAAUCACGGCAUACUUGACUGUUUAGUUAAUACUAAACCGCAAAAUCAUAAAGUAUUAUUUUAGAAAUUGAUGUCAUCUAAUUUUUUUUGUUUUUGUGUAGCAUAUUUUUGUCUUUCAUUCAGUUAGAAUUUUUAACGAUAGUUCUAAAAAGUAUCAGUCAAAUGGAUUGUUUUAUUAUUUGUUUUUAGAUUUAUUAAAAUAAGUUUUAUUAAUAAUAGUGGAAAGAUAUUUACGUCUGUUGUUCUGUUGAAUACCUUGUUAUUAGUUUUAGAUUAAUAGUUUCAUUGCGAUUUUCAACAGAGUCAUCACUAUCUAAAUAAAUAACUUUAGCUCAUUAUCGAUAUUAUCACAAUCAUUUAUUGAAUUUAAAUUUUCAAUAAUGUUUGAUGGGUGGGUAUAUGUAAUUAUUUUAUUAUUAUAGUGUAAUAUAAAGUAAGAAUACAAAUUAAUGAAAGGCCUUGGAUGAUUGUGGGUACAAUUUAAUAAAUAUGUUUCUUAAGGCGACAUUUGAAUAAAAUUUUCAUGGGAAAAAGUUGUGAGAUAUUACAAAAGGAUACGUAUGUACGUAAGAAUACGUACGUACAUACAAUAUUUUUUUUAGAAAGAAUGAUCAAGAAUUUAAAUAAUAAAAUCAGGUGAAUUUAUAUUAUUCGUUUUAAAAUGAUAACAAACAUUAUAGAAAUGAAAUAUUCCAUUCAACCUUUAGUUAAAUUACCUUAACCUUAGACACAUCAAUCACACAAGUCGAUAUUAAUCACAAUAAUUGUAAUUAGAUUAACUAGCUGGUAAAUAUGAUAAAUUUAGCUUAGCUUCGAUUUAAACGAAACCACAUCACCCCCUGUGAUAUUGGGUCGAGAAUCGAGAAUCUGGAUUAAGGUGUGGGUCUUAAGUUGUCGGUUAGCUCAUAAUAUAGUUUAAGGGUUUAUGAAUAUUUACUAACAAUAAUUUUUAAGCGCGUUAUAUAACAACUCUUAUAGGAACUUCGAGAUAAAUACUCGUAUGUGCUUCAUUGUCUUCUUAGAGUGUCGACUCAAUUAAAUUUGUGAGGACCAAUACAACGCCAACGAAACAGCAUUCUCUGUGGUGCCAUACAGUGUACAUAGGGCAGGACAAUAAGUGUGCUAUGGUUUGGAUAUGUGCUGCUUUAGAUUAGAUUCCAUCCGUUUGCAAGCUGUCUAGUAAAUUUUGCGUGAUUGAGUAGCAAACAUAUUCAAACAUACAAACUUUCGCAUUUAUAUUAGCAUGAUUAUUUCCUUCAAAAUCUCAAAUAUAAAGUUUCUCAUACUGUUGUAAUGUGAUAUAUUUAAUUGUACAUUUAUAAUAGCUUGUAUGGAAUAUGAUUGAAUCUUACGAUGAUAUUUAUUGAUUGUAUUUCAAUGAACGAUUUCUGUAGUUCUAAUUAAAACGAAUUAAUACGACAGAAGAAUUAAUGUUGAAAAAUAUAUUGUAAGUUAAUUAUAAGCAUCAUCCUACUUCUCUUUUGCAUUGUCUGUCCAUUUCGAACCGUCUACGUGUGAACUUGCAUUAAUUAUUACAUCGUCCAAAUAAACUUGAAUCUAUUAAUAUAUUUUUCCUACAAAUACUUCUAAAAGAUUACAUAAUAUUGUUGUAAUUAGUAAUUUUGAUUCCAACAUAUUUGUAUUUACCAACGAAAGGUAUAUAGGUAAAGGUAAAAAUAUAAUAUAUUAUUUCUAAAUAUACUUGAUAAAAAUCUAUUGACAAACCCAUCACUGAUU